This is a messenger RNA of Durusdinium trenchii, 1107 nucleotides long. The record is from the annotation of a GenBank genome assembly. NCBI's taxonomy places the organism in Eukaryota, Dinophyceae, Suessiales, Symbiodiniaceae.
UUGCACUGGUGAAUCAAACGUUCCUUUUCAGGUCCCCUAACUACUAGCCUUGAACUUUGGGGCAGGUCAUGCUAGUUGGCCGGAAGAAACCAUCCUGCUAAGGCCAGCUGCUGCAAGUUGGCAUGAAGCAAGACAUCCACGACCCACUUUUACGUGGACCAUUGCAUUUGAGCGCCAUAGCUGGUCAGGAAUCCGCCGAUGGUUGCCCUCGCCGUCGUCAUCGACAAAAAGUAGAGCUACGUGCAGCUGAAGAACUGUGAUUGCUUCAUCUUGAGGAGAACAUGACUCGGCUCUUGCUCGCCUUUCAUGCCGACGUCGACCAAUUGGAUGCCACCCGCCGUGCGCCCCUGCACCACGCAGCCGCCGCAGGUCACAUUGCCGUCGCGCGGGCUUUGGUGCAGAACCGUGCAACUUUGGAGCUUCAAGAUGAAGAGGGCGAGAGUCCUUUGCACCUGGCAGCUCGCCCCAAACGUGCACUCUCAUUGGCAGCUCUCCUCAGCGCCUCUCCCUCUGCGCUGGUGCUGCGGAACGCGCGCGGCGAGGAGCCGCUGCAGGCGAUGGCCACCCGCGGACGCGCACAGCUCGUGAGGCUGCUGCUAGCGCGGCGGGCGGAUCCCAAUGCUACGGAUGACAGGUCGUGGACUCCGCUCACCUCCGCCGCGGCGCGCGGCCACCGAAGCGCCGUCCUCGCGCUCCUGGCGGCGAGUUCCACGGCGAAGCGUUCGGCCGGUCCGCUGGGCGCAGCUGCGCGGGCAGGGCACAGCGAGGUGGUCAAGCUUUUGCUGGAGCACCACUUCGACCCGGAGGAGCCCUUCGAGGGCUUCCUACCACUGCAAUGGGCUGAAGCGGCUCAACACACGAACGUCUUGGAGCUCUUGACCUCAACGAGGCUCAGCAAGUUGAGCAACAGCCAAGGGAUGCCUGGCAGGCCGCCGCGGAAGCAGAAGAGACCAUACCACGAAUGGCGGCCAGCGAGGCCUCCAUCUUUGGAGUCGACCACCAGAAGGCCAUCCACUCCUGAAGACCCGGAGACCAUCCGCUUCUCACGAACGCCACGCUCUGGAGGAUGAGCCCAAAAGAAAACCACGGGCUAGGGAUGGCUAGGGC